Messenger RNA from Myxocyprinus asiaticus (Chinese sucker), 2330 nucleotides. Its product is annotated as gastrula zinc finger protein XlCGF57.1-like. Lineage: Eukaryota; Metazoa; Chordata; Actinopteri; Cypriniformes; Catostomidae. The coding region runs from base 127 to 1482 and encodes 451 amino acids. The record is from RefSeq and is a predicted model, not a curated record. The transcript has 3 exons.
AGAAGAUGCAAGAGGAUGCACAAGCAAGUAUUGUUAUCAUCCUACACCUGAAGAAAAGAAGGUGGUAUAUAAUGAGGAACAACUGCAAGUGUAACAACUGAAGUUUACUGGCAUACUAUUACAAAAAUGCAGUGUGUUAAAGAAGAGUUUAAAGAGGAGAGCGAAGACAUCAGUAUUACAGAAUCAUGCAGAAUUAAACAUGAAGAUACUGAGGAACAAAGAGACUUGAUAGAAAUGAAAGAAGAAAGUCAAGAACUGAGUGACGUGGAGGAGAAACAUCAGUAUCAUACAUUUGAUAAUAUGACUGGUGAAGAUGUUAGUGGCUCGAAGACCGAAAAUAAUUUUACACAAAAAAGAACUCGAAGAACAAGAGCCAAAAAUUCCUUCACCUGCUCUCACUGUGGAAAGAGUUUCACACAAAAAGGAUACCUUAAAACCCACUUAAGAAUUCACACUGGAGAGAAGCCUUUCACCUGCCUUCAAUGUGGAAAGAUUUUUGCACAUAAAGUAAAUCUUAAGUGUCACAUGAGAAUUCAUCCUGGAGAAAAACCUUUUACAUGCCAUCAAUGUGGAAAGAGUUUCUCAGAGACAUCAAGCCUUCAGAGUCACCUGCGACUUCACUCUGGAGAGAAGCCUUUCAUAUGCCUUCAAUGUGGAAAGAGUUUUACACAGAGAGGACAUCUUAAUGUUCACAUGAAAAUUCACACUGGAGAGAAACCUUUUACAUGCCUUCAGUGUGGAAGGAGUUUUGCACAUAAAGGAGAUCUAAAUCGUCACAUGAGAAUCCACAGUGGAGAAAAGCCUUUCACAUGCCAUCAGUGUGGAAAGAGUUUUGCAGUGACCUCAAAUCUUCAGAGUCACCUGCGACUUCACUCCGGAGAGAAGCCUUUCACAUGCCCUCAAUGUGGAAAGAGUUUUACACAAAAAGGACAUCUUUAUGUUCACAUGAAAAUCCACACUGGAGAGAAACCUUUUACAUGCCUUCACUGUGAAAGGAGUUUUGCACAUAAAGGAGAUCUAAAUCGUCAUAUGAGAAUCCACAGUGGAGAAAAGCCUUUUAUAUGCCAUCAGUGUGGAAAGAGUUUUGCAGUGACGUCAAAUCUUCAGAGUCACCUGCGACUUCACUCUGGAGAGAAGCCUUUCACAUGUCCUCAAUGUGGAAAUAGUUUUACACAAAUAGGACAUCUUUAUGUUCACAUGAAAAUCCACACUGGAGAGAAACCUUUUACAUGCCUUCAAUGUGAAAGGAGUUUUGCACAUAAAGGAGAUCUAAAUCGUCACAAGAGAAUUCACACUGGAGAAAAGCCUUUUGCAUGCCUUCAAUGUGGAAAGAGUUUUGUUACAUCAGGACACCUGAAAGCACAUGUGAGAGUGCAUACUGGAGAGAAGCCAUUCAAAUGCGCUUCAUGUGAGAAGAGUUUCAGCACAUCAAGUAAUCUACAGACUCAUGUAAAAAAGAAUUGUCCAAAACUGUCAUAUUGAGCAAAUACAAUUUUAAAUUUAGGACCAACUGUUAUUUAAUGCAACACUUCAGUCUUCACUAGUCAGAUUCAGUCAGUCAACUUCAGUCAUUGUAUUACAUCUGGGCCCGUGUUUACAAAGAUUUUUAUCUUACUACUAGGAGUUCUCCAAUGAGUUACUAGCUAGGAGUUUUUUCACAAGGAAUGCAAGAAUCUCUUACAUCUAUAGCCUAGUUUCCAUCCACUUUUCACACUAUUUUGUUAUCGACAAAGUGAAAAUGUGUAAAACAUUUUUUGCAAAAUUUGCCGUCUUCUGCCUGUUUCCAUUCAAAUGGCCUUUUAUCAAUAAAAAUGCUGUGCGUUAUGACGUCAUGCCUAAAAAAACACUUUGUCACAUAAGUUUUGUUUUAGCGCAAAAGAAAUCUGCUCUGAAGCCGUUUCCAUACAGAAAUGUGUGUUUAUCGCUAAUUCGCCUCCCAGAUGUCCCUAAUUUUUUUCCUCCGCAGUUUUGGUAAAUUGGGGAGAGUAUUGAGACAAUUCAUUGAAAUUAGCCAGCUUACUGUCAUUUUAAUUUCACAAAUAAAUGCAAUCAGAUGAUGAAGAAUUGCAAUUAAAAGGGAACAGUUGCCCUUCUGAUAGGACUGUAUUGGUCCUGAUGUUGCGCCUAUCGCAUGUUGCCACCGGUUCCGACCCGAAAGCGAAUCGUCAUGGCCCUGUUCAAGCUGGCAACCUGCACCAAGUAAUGGGGGAAACUUUCAGUCUUCGUAUAAGGACUAUCCAUCCAUGUGUACAUGCUAUGUGCACAGCUAUUAAAGAAAAACUGAUGCAGUGUAAUUUCAGGGUUUAAAUAGAUGAUACAUUCCUGAUAUU